CGCAUCCCGGCGGACGGUAGAGGCGGCAGCGAGCUAGAGCCCGCGGCGCUGCCCCGGCCACCGAGCGGCUGGGCGAGCCCGAGCGCGAGGGGACCCGGCCCGGGCGCGGCGGGCGGCUCUGCGCGCGGUGGGGUCAUGGGAUACUGAAAAGCCACUCCAUCAAGAGAAAUCUGGGGGAAGCUGGAAACCAUCAAGUUAUUGAGGCCACACGGGGCAGAAGACAUAGAGGUCCACAAGAUGGUGUUGUUUCAACUCAUGCAACAUGAUAUGACAACAGUGACGCUGCAGUGCAAAUGCAAAUAUCAACAACCGCAAAACCAAUAGACUGAGCAGAUGCUGUGACUGAACUAGCUGCGACAAUCAGCAAAUGAUUGAUGUGUGAAGCACAGCUUUCAGCAGCAGCUGCUUCUCUGAGAAUUGGUUUCAGUGAAUCCCCACUGCGGCUGCCAUUUUUCCCUGAGCCAGAGAACUCCUGACGUGAACAAGGGGCUGUUACAGGAGGUGUAAAUUCAGAAAGAAAGUUUAUCAGAGUUUCUUCCUAAACCUGUCUUAGAAAUAACAGCAUAUUUUAAUCAGAGAUUUCCCCUGGGCCACAGGCCACCAUGGAUGUGCACCUCAAUACCCUUGAGGGUCAGGAGAGCGCAAGCAACAGCAGCAAGGGAAGCAGAAGCACAGGAGACCAGAAAGAUGUUGCUAUGAGGACAGAUUCACCGGAAAUGACUGAUGUGGAGCCUAUGGUCAACAAUUUUGCAUCUUCAGCAAGGACAGGCCGCCGGAAUGCUGUACCAGACAUCCAGGGCUCAGCUGCGACAGGCGGAACCUCAGAGUUGCCCCACAGACUGGAGGCUCUCUCCAUGAAGGAAGAUGUGAAAAAGAAAGGUGAAGAAACAACACAAGAUCAACUGAAAAAGCCCAACAAUGAAGCAAAAUGAAGGCUCACAACUUAAAAAAAGUGCUGAAUUUCUUCACGUUGGAAGACGUAGUGGCUCUGCUCUCCAGAGACGUUUGAUCUGGUAGUAACUGUGCUAACAUUGCAGCCCUCAGCAACAUGUGUGUGCUACAUCAUUUUGUUGUGAUGCUAUUCACUUGGAUUGCAACCAUGAUGUGCAACGUAGGUUAUUAAAAGGCACAUCACUUCCAAAGUGCACCCAAAGAAAAGGUUGAAAAUGUAUAGUCGCUUAAAUACACAUUGUCUAUAAACCCAACAAAAUCCACUGUUCUUUUUGGAUUAAUUUAGCCAGAUGUAUUUUCAAUUCCAUUUUUAUGGUAACAAGUAAACCAUCUCUUGGUAGAUAUAAACCAAGCACAAUUAAUUUAAAACUUGAUGGAAUAUGUGGGAAAUUAUGUUUUUUAGGGAGAAGGAAUAAUAGAAUAGUCACAAAUUCAUGGAUAGAGGGUGUAGCUGUGUGAUCUUGGGCAAUUACAUCAUGUCUCUAAUUCUCAGUUUUUAAUUAGAAGUGCAUCAGUUUUUCCCCCAACCCUAGAAAGAUUUGGGAAAAUAGUAAAAGUUUGACAACCUAAACAUCUCUGGGAUGUUUUUGUCUGCUAUAUUUUGCCUCUAGUCUAUGCAUACUGUGAUUUUUUCAUGCGGACUCUUCAAAUGCAAAAUUUGCAACAAAUUGUUUAUAUAGACAUGCCUAUCAAAUGAAUUUCACUAUCUUCCUUAACUUUGAUGUGUGUAAGUGUCUGUAUACGUUUUUCUUUAAUGUGAAUUAUACAAAACACCUUACUAGUUGCUUUACACUAUCUGUUCUUAUUCUUAGGGCUUUUGUGUAUAAAUAUCUUGUCCCUAAAAUAAUUUCCUCAGGAAUGCAGACCUUAAUUUUUAUAUCUUUCCUAAAGAGGUAAAUAGGAGAAUAGGCACCUAAAUAUUUAGUGAAUGAUAUAAGUAGGAAUAGCAAAAUACUAGCUUUUAAUAUAUAUUGAAGUAUGUAUUUUAAAAGGAACAAAACCAAAACCAAAGCUUUAGUAAAUUUUGAUUUAUUAGACAUUUUAAGAAAAUAAUAGAAUUCUGAAUUUAAAAAAAUUUGACUAAUGAGUCUGUUUUCAUUUUCAGAUAUAUAUGCAUGCAAUUAUAUUUUCUUUGAUGUGACUUAGGCUAUGUCUGUAUACAGUAAUCAAAUAAACUCUUCACUGUUUAAGAAA
Molecule: messenger RNA, 2145 nt
Organism: Equus caballus (horse)
Lineage: Eukaryota; Metazoa; Chordata; Mammalia; Perissodactyla; Equidae
Source: RefSeq, a predicted model, not a curated record